Molecule: messenger RNA, 1059 nt
Organism: Lytechinus variegatus (green sea urchin)
Lineage: Eukaryota; Metazoa; Echinodermata; Echinoidea; Temnopleuroida; Toxopneustidae
Exons: 1
Coding region: 13-1059 (348 amino acids)
Source: RefSeq, a predicted model, not a curated record
UUUUAAGUGCACAUGGCAAAAAUUGUUAUUUUGAUCACUUUAUUUAUCUUCGCCCAUGAUGUGUGUAGAGGAAUAUCCUUAAUGCAAGGUCGAGAAGCCAACUUAAUUUUUCCAUAUCCAUGUGAUAGUACAGAAGUAACAUUACAGCAAUCAAACAGACGGCCAUUUUAUAGUUUGACAGAUGGCCCAUCACUGUCUUUGCCUGAAAGUCAGGCUCAGAGAUUUGAGGUAAAGAAUGUUAUUAACAAUGGGAGCUGCUCUCUGAAUCUUACAAUAAGGGAUCUCAUGAUAGAUGAUCAAGGAACAUACUUCUUGUUUGUUUACAAGGAUGGUAACAUAAUAGGUGAUGAUAUACAUAGGAUAUACCUGAAGGUAGACUAUCCUCCUGAUAAAGCAAUUUGUGAUGUGGGUGAAGAUUAUGAUAGAGGAUGGGUAGCAGUAGACUGUUCAGCCAAUGCUAGAAGUAUUCCAGGAAAGAUUGAAUGCUAUCAAAAUGAUUUACGGAUGCCUAAAUUAACAGACCCUGCUCUGACAGGCUCUUUAUUGAAACAGUCUAUAAUCAUAAGAAAAUCAGAGCCACUGUUUUGUUGCUAUUCUGCUUUGAAUGUAAAUAAAUCAAGAUGUGAAUGUGAUGAUACUGUCUUGUUUCAAGAUGAAUACCAUUGGAAAGACCCAUGUCCUACCAUCACAGGACAAAUGUCAACAGAGUCUAUGUACCAGAAAGCAGAUCAUUCAAUGAUUAUAACGUCUUUGAACUCUGCAGACAACCCAUUAUCAUCAUCAACUAUCAUGACUAAUGCAAUGAAAAUAACCCGAAGUAAAGUAAUAAGAAUAUUAUUGUGUUCUGUUUAUAUCAUAUCUUCAGUCACACUAUUAAUAUUCAUCGUAAUUAAACCGGUGAUGAAGCAUAUUAUACGUCAUGUACGUAGUAAUAUUGCAUCAAAGUACCCAUUUACAACAAUGGAUAAUGGUAACGAUGGAGAAUGUGCUAAGGAGAAAUUGAAUCCAAAUCGAGAAUGUGCAAAUAUCUCUGGUAAAUUGAAAACAAUGGAUGUAUGA